UUGGGGACAGCGGUGCCGGACGAGGAGGGACAGGAAAGCGUGACCGGCAGCGUGUGCCGGGGGAAGGCAGGGCCCAUUCUCCCGGCCCCAUAAAGCCCCCGGGAUCCAGCUGGGGCUCGGGGCUGUGGCAGGACCCGCGGGGCUGGGGACAGGCUGGGUGGCUGUGGCAGGUGGCUCUGCCCCGGGAAGGGGAGGAGGCUGGCAGCGCUCCCAGCCCGGCCAGCAUCCCUCCCCGCCGGCAGCGAUGCUCAGUCCCGGCUCAGCCUGGCAGCAGUGCAGGCAGGGAGGGCACACGAGAGGAGGUGCUUCGAGGAGCAGUUUGGGGUCAUUGCUGGAACACCUCUGCUGUGAGGCCGGCCUCUUCGGAGUCUCCUUGUCCUUCCCUGCAGCCUGAGGAGGACAUGGGCGAGAACAACCGGACGGAGCCUUGGCACCACAGCCUGCAGGCAGUGCUGAACGCCUUAAACCAGACGCUGCAUGGGGCCAUCCCCUGCCCCGGCCAGGCCCCGGCCGGCACGGCGGGGACCACACACGGUGGCCACGCCGGCCGCAACGACAACGCCUACAUGUACAUCCUCUUCGUCAUGACGCUCUUCGCUGCCACUGUGGGCAGCCUCAUCCUGGGCUACACCCGCUCCCGCAAGGUGGACAAGCGCAGCGACCCCUACCACGUCUACAUCAAGAACAGGGUCUCCAUGAUCUGAGCCUGGCCCAAGCCUUGUCCCCGGGGAGCCGCUGGCCUCGGGGUCACCGUGCUGCGUGUGUCCUGCUCACUGUGGGAUGCGACAGUGCUGCUGGCCCCAAAGCUUCUGGGAACCCCCCAAAGCUGCUGAGAACCCUCCAAAGCUGCUGGGAACCCUCACCAUGGAGGAGCUCAGUCCUGGUGUGAGCAGCACUGGGAUGUCCUGGCUGGCAGGAGCUGGGACAACAUGACCUGCAAGCAGGUCCUGGUCCUGCAGACCCACCUCAGCUCCACCUGCAAGCAGGUCCUGGUCCUGCAGACCCACCUCGGCUCCACCUGCAAGCAGGUCCUGGUCCUGAAGACCCACCUCGGCUCCACCUGCAAGCAGGUCCUGGUCCUGCAGACCCACCUCGGCUCCACUGUGGGUAUGGGGAUGGCAGGGGCAGCUCCUUCCCCACCGUGGCCUGCAGGGGCUGACAGGAGGCUUUGAGGAGAAUAUUUCUUCAUUCCCUACUCAGAUCAGCCAGCGUUGACCUCCCUGGGCUCCCAGCAGCUGUGACAGUGGUUCACGGGUUUUUUCUGGUGCUGAAACCCUGUAAUGUUUGAGCUGGGCUGGGCCCUACUUUUCUGGCAUGGAAUUAAAGGAGGUGAUGGGUUCCA
Messenger RNA from Parus major (Great Tit), 1342 nucleotides. It is a transcript of the gene KCNE3, whose product is annotated as potassium voltage-gated channel subfamily E regulatory subunit 3. The transcript is spliced from 2 exons. Lineage: Eukaryota; Metazoa; Chordata; Aves; Passeriformes; Paridae. The record is from RefSeq and is a predicted model, not a curated record. Gene Ontology annotation, biological process: membrane repolarization during action potential; ventricular cardiac muscle cell action potential; negative regulation of delayed rectifier potassium channel activity. Bases 402 to 704 code for a protein of 100 amino acids. Gene Ontology annotation, cellular component: membrane. Gene Ontology annotation, molecular function: delayed rectifier potassium channel activity; potassium channel regulator activity; voltage-gated potassium channel activity involved in ventricular cardiac muscle cell action potential repolarization.